Messenger RNA from Aegilops tauschii subsp. strangulata, 2258 nucleotides. RefSeq lists its product as uncharacterized. The record is from RefSeq and is a predicted model, not a curated record. Gene Ontology annotation, cellular component: endoplasmic reticulum; Golgi apparatus. Lineage: Eukaryota; Viridiplantae; Streptophyta; Magnoliopsida; Poales; Poaceae.
ACGGCUCUCGUCGCUCUCCUCCCCCACCCACCAGCGCGCAACCAAACCAGAGCGAGCGAACGACUUGCCUCUCCCCUGCUCCCUCCCCGUGCCGACCCCGCUCGCUCCCACCCCAGCCAUGGCAAUGGACGACGUCGCCUUCGCCGCGGGCUCCUCCUCGUCCGCCAUGGACGCGCUCGCCGCCUCCUCCUCCGCCGCCGCGCCCGCCGACCCCUCGCACGGCUGGCAGAAGGUGACCUACGCCAAGCGCAGCAGCCGCAAGCCCGCGGCCGUGGCCCCGGCCGCGCCCGAUCUGGGCGGCAAGCCCGGCGGCGUCUUCGAGGGCCUCGACAAGCGCUCGCAGGAGCGCCACCGCGCGAUCCAGGCCGCCCGGGACGCCGCGGCCGGCUACGACUCGGACGACGCCAACGCCAACGCCCGCGUCCCCUGGGGCUCCCGCUCCUCCGACGAGGGCUCCGACUCGGACGGCGCGGCGGCCAAGGACCGCCCCCAGGCCGAGGCGCCCAAGAAGCCCAAGAAGCCCAAGGUGAAGAAGCCCAAGGUCACGGUCGCCGACGCCGCCGCGCUCAUCGACGCCGAGAGCCUCGCCGCGCACCUCGUCGACAUCUCGGCCUCGUAUGAGAACCAGGAGGGCAUCCAGCUCAUGCGCUUCGCCGACUACUUCGGCCGGGCGUUUGCCAACGUGAGCGCGGCCCAGUUCCCCUGGGCGAAGAUGUUCAAGGAGUCACCCAUGCCCAAGAUGGUUGAUGUACCGUUGUCCCAUGUUCCUGAGCCAGUUUGCAAGACUGCAAGUGAUUGGAUCAGCCAGAGAUCUCCUGAUGCAUUGGGAGAAUUUGUUUUGUGGUGUAUAGAUAGCAUCAUGUCGGAAUUGUCAGGUCCAACUGUUGGACCUAAGGGCGCGAAGAAGGUUGUUCAACAAACUCCAAAAGCCCAGGUUGCAAUAUUUGUUGUGCUUGCCUUGACUUUAAGAAGGAAGCCAGAUGUACUAAUAAACCUCUCCCCAAAAAUAGUGGGGAACAGUAAAUAUCUUGGACAGGAAAAGCUUCCCAUCAUCGCCUGGGUUAUUAAUCAGGCAUCUCAAGGCGACCUAGUCUCGGGAAUGUUUUCCUGGUCUCAUUCCCUAUUUCCCACAGUUUGUGCAAAGUCAAGUGGGAAUCCUCAAUCAAGAGAUCUCGUUCUGCAAUUGCUCGAGAGAUUUUUGACUACCCCCAAUGCUUCCAAAGCUCGGGCUAUGCUACUGAAUGGUGCAGUUAGGAAGGGGGAGCGCCUGGUUCCUGCUGGAACACUUGAUCUCUUUAUGAGAUGCACAUUUCCCGUGCCUAAUGCACGUGUCAAGGCUACAGAAAGGUUUGAAGCAGCCUACCCAAUAAUAAAGGAGCUGGCUCUUGUUGGUACUCCUGGCUCCAAAGCUGUGAAGCAAGCAUCGCAGCAGCUUCUGCCAUUGGCUGUGAAGGCCAUGCAAGAAAAUAAUGCAGAGCUCGCCAAGGAGGCCACUGAUGUGUUCAUUUGGUGCCUGACUCAGAGUCCAGAGUCCUACAAGCUGUGGGACAAGCUUCAUGCAGAGAAUAUCCAAGCCAGUGUUGCGGUCUUGCGCAAAAUCACUGCUGACUGGAAGACGCUCUCUCCCAAGCUCAACUCUGAAGCUCUUAAAGCAACUCUGAGGAGCCUCAAGGCUAAGAAUGAGGCUGCUCUGGAGGAAGCAGAGGACUCUGGGGAGAAGGCGUCCAUCAAGGAGGCCGACAAGUACUGCAAGGCCAUCAUCGGGAGGCUGUCGCGCGGCGCAACCUGCCUGAAGGGCAGCCUGCUGGUGAUCGCGCUCGCGGCCGGGGCCGGCUUCAUGCUCUCCCCCAACCUGGACCUCACCGCCGACCUUGAGAAGCUCCAGGCGAUGGCGUUGGAGCUCCAGGCCAUGGCGUCGGAGUACCUGCGGUCCUUCUGAACAUACCGUUUAUACUGAGAGUGGAGAGGGGAGAUGGGAGAGAAAUAAAGAGGGGAGAGGAUAGGUCCUAGACAAAGAGAUAUACUUAGUUGGUCUGAGUUGGUUACCGUUUUUAGCAUCUUUCUCCCAAGACAGUUCUCCUGGGAGGAGGUGGCAGCGACAGUUGUUUUUAAGUUAUGUUAAUUAAUCCGUAGACUGAUGAGGAUGAGAAGGUUUGGGUCAAAUGGCCCGACCUGUGGACUGAUUAGAAAUCCUACCUGUCAUGCCAUGUUGGUCUGAGACAGUUUUGGUUUUAAAUCAAAAGUGUUGUUGAAACUUA